Messenger RNA from Rhinolophus ferrumequinum (greater horseshoe bat), 1910 nucleotides. It is a transcript of the gene SAE1, whose product is annotated as SUMO1 activating enzyme subunit 1. Lineage: Eukaryota; Metazoa; Chordata; Mammalia; Chiroptera; Rhinolophidae. The coding region runs from base 104 to 1144 and encodes 346 amino acids. Gene Ontology annotation, molecular function: SUMO activating enzyme activity. The transcript is spliced from 9 exons. Gene Ontology annotation, cellular component: cytoplasm; SUMO activating enzyme complex. Gene Ontology annotation, biological process: protein sumoylation. The record is from RefSeq and is a predicted model, not a curated record.
UCCUGGCGCAGGCGCAGACGCUGCUGGCGGCGGUUGGAGAGGAGCGGGCCGGCGGGCGGUUGGCGUGAGCAGAAGCGGAGCGCAGGCAGUGAGAGCCGGCGCCAUGGUGGAGAAGGAGGAGACAGGCGGCGGAAUCAGCGAGGAGGAGGCGGCGCAGUAUGACCGGCAGAUUCGUCUCUGGGGAUUGGAGGCCCAGAAACGGCUGCGGGCCUCCCGGGUGCUGCUUGUCGGCAUGAAAGGACUCGGGGCUGAAAUUGCCAAGAACCUCAUCCUGGCAGGAGUGAAAGGACUGACCAUGCUGGAUCACGAACAGGUAUCUCUGGAAGACCCCGGAGCUCAGUUCCUGAUCCGGACUGGGUCUGUUGGCCGAAACAGGGCUGAAGCCUCUCUGGAGCGAGCCCAGAAUCUCAACCCCAUGGUGGAUGUGAAAGUGGACACUGAGAAUAUAGAAAAGAAGCCUGAGUCGUUUUUCACUCAGUUUGAUGCUGUAUGUCUGACUUGCUGCUCCAAGGAUGUCAUAGUUAAAGUUGACCAGAUAUGUCACAAAAAUAGCGUCAAGUUCUUUACAGGAGAUGUUUUUGGCUACCACGGAUACACAUUUGCCAAUCUUGGAGAGCAUGAAUUUGUGGAGGAGAAAACCAAAGUUGCCAAAGUUAGCCAAGGAGUAGAAGAUGGACCUGAUACCAAGAGAGCAAAACUGGAUUCAUCUGAGACAACUAUGGUCAAAAAGAAGGUGGUCUUCUGCUCCGUUAAAGAAGCCCUGGAAGUAGACUGGAGCAGCGAGAAAGCAAAGGCAGCUCUGAAGCGCACAACUUCGGAUUACUUUCUCCUUCAAGUGCUCCUGAAGUUCCGCACCGAUAAAGGGAGAGACCCUAGUUCUGAUACCUUUGGGGAAGAUUCUGAGCUGUUGCUCCAGAUUCGAAACGAUGUGCUUGACUCCCUGGGUGUCAAUCCCGACCUGCUCUCCGAGGACUUUGUCAGGUACUGCUUCUCCGAGAUGGCUCCAGUGUGUGCAGUGGUUGGAGGGAUCUUAGCCCAGGAAAUCGUGAAGGCGCUGUCUCAAAGGGACCCUCCCCACAACAACUUCUUCUUUUUUGAUGGCAUGAAGGGGAAUGGGAUUGUGGAGUGCCUCGGCCCCAAGUGAACCCCGGACAUGGCAGCCCCAGAGACGCUGACCCUCAGCGUGCCCACACAUGUCCCCUGUCCCCUUCCCCCACGAAGGCAUCUCCAGGCAAGGGGAGAGUGAGGUCGUUGGACCAGUACAAACCAUUUCCUGCAAGCAGCAAGGUUGUGCGGAUACGCUCCCUGCGAGCCCCAGCAGCUGCUGAGUGCUAAGGGGAGUAGGGGCCGGCUGGCUCCCUUCCCAGCAUGCACGGCUGUUUGCCAGCUCCCGAGUGGCGGUCACCUGAGAGCGCCCUCUGGCCCCCUCUGUCCUGGUGCUGUCACGGCCUGGCCAGGCUUCUGGGGUACCCUGGGGAUGCCUGCCAGGAACCAGCACGCCUGGUUGCUUAGGAGCCUCUCGCCACGUUCCUGGACUUAUUCCCUACCUGAUGUCACACAGAGAGGAGCAUGACCUCAGGUGGGCAUAAGGCCCAGGCCCGAUGGAACCGCAAUUCCAAGUCAGACAGGUGACCUGAGAAAGGAAAAAACAUGGCAGGCGGGAUGUAUUUAUUUCCUCCAAAGUUUGAGAUCCUGAAAAACAACAGGUGGCCUCUGGUGGGCUGUUCUUGAGUUUUAGUUGAGGAUUAGUGAGUUCCAGCCUGGAUUGUGGAAGAGAGGAAAUGUUACCAAGUCCUCUUGGGCAUUAGGGCGAGACCUUGCAAGUCGAAUAUUAGUAGGAAAACUUGUUUUAUUUUAAAAGGCAAAGGCCAGGGUCCCACUCGCUGGGGAUUCUUAUCUGUUGGGGCUGA